Molecule: messenger RNA, 3361 nt
Organism: Synchiropus splendidus (mandarinfish)
Lineage: Eukaryota; Metazoa; Chordata; Actinopteri; Syngnathiformes; Callionymidae
Product: calcium-activated potassium channel subunit beta-4-like
Exons: 4
Coding region: 190-972 (260 amino acids)
Biological process (GO): potassium ion transport; detection of calcium ion
Cellular component (GO): membrane; voltage-gated potassium channel complex
Molecular function (GO): calcium-activated potassium channel activity; potassium channel regulator activity
Source: RefSeq, a predicted model, not a curated record
CAUUACCAGACGCAACUGUUCUUUGAGCGCACACACCGGUAAUCGCUGAAGGAGUCGAGCAACAGCAGAGGAUGAGCGGCAGUCUGAGGCGAAGAGGGCGGGAGGAUAGAUGAAGUCUGCGGGAGCUGAGAGUCCGCUGUAGUCCGACGCGCGUCCUCCGCCUCGUGCCGGCGGAACUGCUCCGCUGCCAUGGCCAAGAUCCGGGUGUCGUAUGAAUAUUCCGAGGCCGAGGACAAGAGCAUUCGGCUGGGUCUGUUCUUGAUCGCCUGUGGCAUCCUCAGCUUGUUCAUCCUGGGCUUCUGCUGGCUCAGCCCGACCCUGCAAAGCCUCCAGAGCAAGCCGGCCAACUGCACGGUGGUGUCAGUGUUGCGUCCGGAGGAGAUGUUUGAGUGUGUCUUCACAUGUGGUGCUGACUGUAAGGGGACGUCGCUGUACCCCUGCCUGCAGAUCUUUGUCAACAACUCUGAGUCCAACUCGGUGGCUCUGCUGCACUUCGACGAGCAACAACUGGUCCUCAACCCAAAGUGCUCGUACGUGCCCCCCUGUGAGCGUGACAACCAGAAGAACAAAGACAGCGUCCUGUGGUGGGAGGAUUACUUCACCCGGGAGGUCAGCAGCCAGUCGUUUACCUGCUUCUUCAACCAGCAGCGGAGGCCCGACGACGUCUUGUGGCGACGAUCACAUGACACCAGCGUCCUGCUUCACUGCGUCCUGUGGCCGAUGGUGUCGCUGCUUCUGGGCACGCUCAUUGUUCUCCUGACUGUGUGCGCACGCUCGCUGGCCGUGCGGGCCGAGGCUCUCCAGAAACGAAAAUGCUCCUACGAGGUCUGCCAAGACCUGACGACCCCUGAGCUCCAUGACAACAAGGAUGUGGACCCUUUAGAGACGAACUCUGACCCCGAGCUGUCCUCACCUUCCAGAAGUUUUCCUCUGUUUGCAGUUCCAGUGCGCCGCCGCGACAGAGAACAUUAGGGGCAGGUGGAAGUGUACGCUCACUUCAGCAGCCCCAGAGAGGGGGGGCAGGAUGAUGGGAAAUCCCCUCUGAUGCUUACAGUUGUCUUCAAGCGCUAUCAUGAGUGAACCAAACUUUUGAAUCAGGGAAGUGGCUGAGGUCAUCGAGGUUGUUCAUCGUGACAGUCAGUGGCGUCAGGGUUCCUGCUGUAGCUUCUCUUGUAAACUUAGCUUUCUUCUUGUAGCAACGAAAUCUGGUAGCAUCAACUCAACACAGUGAGGAUGCAACUUCCUGUUUCACUUGCACACUUGCAUAUAGGUUCCAUUUUUUAUCAUUGUAAAAAUGGACACUCAUUUCCCGCACAUUUUUUUUCCCAACUGCCAAAGUUUCUUGAUGGUUUGAGGCCGGCUGUGAGGAAUGUUUUGAAUUCCUGUGUAGACUGGAACGAAAAACACUGUGCGCGAUGACCCCAGAACCAAUGCUAAUUUAUCAAAAUAAGAAUUUAGGACUGAACUUUGUUUGCUUAAUUAUUUUUCAUAUUUUAUUAGGAAUCUAUAUAUUAGUUAUUGUUGAUAAACUACUGUAUCAAAAGGAAAGAAAAGGACGUGAAUGUACUGGGAGCCCUAUCUUCAUCGUGGGCAGGUUCCAAGUGAGGUGACCAGUGUGGGCUCAUGAACAAGGGGUCACCACCUGAGAAACAGUGUGGCAGAGCGACUCCCUCUUCUCUGACAGGCUGAUGUCAGAGUGAGGUGUGUUCUCUUCUGCUUCUGUUUGGCUCUUGUUACAUGCAUGUUACAUUUGUACAAUCUCAUAUACAAACAUUUGUUUUUGAUAUUUGCUGGGUUUAAGCAAACUUUAGAUUGGGGAACAUAUAUUUAUUAUGAAUAAACAAAUGACUUGUUCAUUUCCCUUCUGUGUAUAUUCAGGGUAAAACCUAUCCAGUCUUAAACAAGAUGAUAAUUAAUACUUGAUGAUGAUUGAUAACUGGCCAAUACACAUAUAAAUAAGUAUUUUUUAGGGUGAUAACUGUUCCCUAAUUUAAAGUGUGACCACUUGUGCUUAGUUUCACUUAACUUGUUUCCUUCUGGUGUGUUUUGGAUAGUUUCCUCUCUCUAUACUUGACAUUGAAUUGUUCCUCUGACGUCAGUAUUGUAGCCUCCGACGAUACGAUACACACUGUAUACCUAGCUGCUCCUAAAAUAUCUGCAAACUGUAACGUCAAAUAUUGUUAUUGUAGGUAUGCGUUUAGUUGUUUUCCACCCUCCGAGAGACUUGUUUGUUUUUUGAUGCGCUAAUGUUACAGAUCAUCAUAGUAAAUAAAUUUAAAAAAACAUUUUAUUUAGACUUAGUAAUGCAAUAUUCCUGAAUAUAUUUACUUCUAUUUUUGAUUUUGGCGAAUACACAUAAAUAUGUGUGAAACACUAAACCAUAAUCCAUACCCUUAAUACGUGACCCAGUUCAAACAAAUGCAAGUGCACUGGUAAAUUCAGACUCGUAAUAAGAAAUCAAAGUUCAAAGUCAGCAAGAGGGAUCAGGACAGGAUGUGUUUCACCUUCUAUUUUGCUAUUCAGGAAGACUUUGUUUCCAGGUGCUCACAUGUGAAUCGUAGCAAGAUUACAGACUGUUUACACCACAUUAUAUUUCAGAGAAGAGGAUUCUGGGUAACUAGUACUACCUCUCUACCUUAGGAAAAAAAAAUCUUUGAAAAGAUUGACUUCACAGUGAAUCUUGAUCUUCUUCCUUGUGUUUCACUGAGCGGAGGUUCUCCAAGGAAGCGUGGUUUCACCUUUAAACUGAAAAAGCUUUUGCUCACUGACACAUUCUUCCCUUGUCCUUGCUGAAACCAUUGCUUUUUGACUAAAUAUUUUGGUUAGAUUUUAAACAACCAUUCAUUUCAUCUCACAUAGACAAAAGAUACUGACAAAGUUUACAUCUUAUAAUGUAUUUUUGUAUGUGAAAAGAUCAUCCACUGUAAAAGAUGUGUCAAGGUUUUAGGCGUAUAAGAGUAUAAGUAACCGCAGCUUUGUUUACCGUUCUUUUAGUUUGCUGUCUGUAUAAAAGAAGCCAUCGUGUCCCCUCAGCAGGAUCUCUGGAUUCCCCAGAGGAAAUGUAGCAGUCUCGUAGCAGUUUUCAGUCUUUUCUAAUGAGACUCAAAGAGGAUUUUGUGGCGUUUAUUUGGAAAAAGAUAUCAGUCUGAAGCCAUACUCUUGUUACCACUUGAGUUUUAAGCGUAACGGUAUUUCAUUUCAUGUCCUGUCACUUUGUUUACCCUUUGAGAUGUUUGUCCUCCUGGUGAUACUCUUUACUACUGUGUGUCAUGUAACCCAGGUAGCUGCUUUGCUUGUGUUUCUAUCAACUACAAUGAUUACAAUAGUGCCUAAUAAAGAUCUUUAAAUAAAAUACACUCUA